UUACUCUGGUAUGACUCAUGCCUACAUAUAUAGCUACCAACCAGGCACAAGGAAAGGGUCCAGAAUUGCCCACAUCAAAUGCUGAAUGGUAAACUGUUCUAGACCAGCCAAUGUACAAGGAGAAUGCCUGUCCAAUUCCCUCAUAUUUUAUUCCCACGUCACUAGAUUGUUUAUGCUUCCUCUCCCCUCACACACCAGUGGUUCAGUACAUAUCAAUGUUUUAGUAUGCUUCAUAUAAUUGUUCCCCAAUAUCCCUAGGUCUCUUCUUCCUUCCCCUUUCCUACUCCUGCCUGCACGAUUCUGAUCCAGUCCAGGCGGUGUAGAUCGAGAGAGAGAAUUGAAAGAGGGAGUGAGAGCUAGCUAGUAUAUUUAGUGGAAGAAGGAAAGAUGAUAACUAGGGAGGAGGAGAGGAUUAUUGGAGAUGUGGAGGACAAGCAGGUGCUAGCUAAGAUCACCAUGGAUGACAGGAAGAGAUCCAUGAGCGGGAGCAUGCUGGACCUCAAUGAAGGCAUCCAUAUGGAGAGCGAUGAUGGAGAAGUCGGCGACGACAACGAUGAAGAGGAGGAGGAUGGAGGUAGCACCACCGAUGUUGCCGGGAGCCGGAGCUCCAGCAACAACAGCAGCACCAACCAUGCUUUGGAGACCCAACAGGGUACCGGGGGUGGCGAGCAUAGGGUGCGGCAGUACAACCGAUCGAAGCUGCCUCGGCUCCGGUGGACGCCCGAUCUUCACAUGGCCUUCAUACGCGCCGUCGAGAGGCUUGGUGGACAAGAGAGAGCGACCCCUAAGCUAGUGCUUCAGAUGAUGAAUGUUAGGGGGCUCAGUAUUGCUCAUGUGAAAAGCCAUCUGCAGAUGUACCGAAGCAAGAAGCUAGACCACCAUGGUCAACGGAUCAGGGGAGCCAUUUCCUCAGGUUCUCAUCAAUCCCAAAAAUUUCGAUCUAAUUCACCUAAAACACUUGUGCUGAUGAGAGGGUAUUCUUCUUCUACAUGUGGGCAUGUGGCGAGCGCAGUAUUUUCACCUAUGGAUUUCCACUCAAUGAGAGGCGAUCGACGCUUUCAUGACAUGCUCCUCCAAAGAGCUGCCGCCCUCUCCUCGACGGCGGAGCGCGGAGGCUUCUUUGUGUCGCGGAAUGGCGGCGGCGGAGGAGGGAACACCAAUAGCCGCCUCUAUGGGAUUCUCCAACACCACCACCUGCCAUCUCCGAUGCAAUCUGGCUUCAAGAACGGAAGUUUCAGGAAUCAAGAGUGGGCGUUCGACCACCGUAACAUGAUGGCCAGGAAUGAUGUGAAGGCCUCCUCGGCCACGCCGCACUUCUUCGCGUCCUCGUCCGUGAGGAGGUGGCCCUUAAUCUCCGCGGUUGCCGGAGCCGGCGAGCAAAUGCGAGAUGAGAGCUUUGGUUAUUUUACCGGCCACGGCUCUGGGCCGCUCUCGAGGGCCAUGGCACCGGCGACGUCGGUCGUGCCAGGAGGAGGUAGCCAUCGUCUCCCGUUUAGAUGGCACGGCGGCGAUGGCGGCAAGGGCGCUAAGGCCACAUCAUCAGAUCCCGUGAUGAUCGUCGAAGCCCUAGAUUCCCAGAAGCAGAAGCAUCUUGAACAGCAGAGGGCUCUGAUCACAGCAGCCGACAAGGCGCGGCUUCCGGCAGAGACGCCGGAGCUGGAGCUUAGUUUGUCGCCAGCCACGGCAAUCGACGCCACAGAUGGGACACCGAGCAAGAAGAGGAAGAAGAGCGCUGCUGCAUCGAGGGAGCAAGAGCUGGAACAUGCCAACAAGCUGUCGAUCUCGCUCUCGCUCAUGCCACCUGCAGCUUCCAUGCCCAUGCAGGGGCAGGAAAAGAUAAGAGGGGGCAGCGUGGAGGCCGCUCUGGGGCAGAGUACUUUGGAUCUGACCAUGUCGAUCAAGGCAUUGGAGUGAGAUCUUUCAACUACUUUGUGUCGAGGGUUGUCCAAAAAUUGCACACUGAUCCAUGCGAUCAGUUAAGAUGUUAAUUUAACCUUUGUCUCUCCCAGUACAUAUGGAGAUAUAUGUCAUGUUUGUUGGUAAAUUUGUCUAUGGAGUAUGGACAGCCUCUCGAUCGGUACCUGGCCACAUGAUCCCUGCCUUGUUCUCUUGUGUGACAAUAUUUUUGGGAGGCUAA
Triticum aestivum (bread wheat) is the source of this 2137-nucleotide messenger RNA. RefSeq lists its product as uncharacterized. Gene Ontology annotation, molecular function: DNA-binding transcription factor activity; DNA binding. The record is from RefSeq and is a predicted model, not a curated record. Lineage: Eukaryota; Viridiplantae; Streptophyta; Magnoliopsida; Poales; Poaceae. The transcript is spliced from 4 exons. Bases 388 to 1914 code for a protein of 508 amino acids.